Pediculus humanus corporis (human body louse) is the source of this 975-nucleotide messenger RNA. RefSeq lists its product as uncharacterized. Gene Ontology annotation, molecular function: transcription coregulator activity. Lineage: Eukaryota; Metazoa; Arthropoda; Insecta; Psocodea; Pediculidae. Gene Ontology annotation, cellular component: transcription regulator complex. The record is from RefSeq and is a predicted model, not a curated record. Gene Ontology annotation, biological process: regulation of transcription by RNA polymerase II. The transcript is spliced from 6 exons. The coding region runs from base 1 to 975 and encodes 324 amino acids.
AUGUGUAUUGAAAAGGCCAUGAUGCCAGCCACAGUGCCAGGAAGACAGUGUUCAGAAGCUGAAUGGCAAGCUUUAAAAAAUCAUAUUAUUAAGGAAAGACAGAGAAAAAAACAAGAACAAGAAGCAGAUGCUGAGGUACAAAGACAAAAAAGAGAAAGAGAGCAGAAGCAAAAACAAGAUGUGAUGACAUUGGGUGAAACAAGAGAACAAAUUAGCACUCUUGAAGCCAGGCUGGCAGCAUUAACUGAAGAGAAACAUCAACUUUUUUUGCAGCUUAAAAAGGUUUUAAAUGAGGAUGACAAUAGAAGACGACAAGCAGUGGUGAAAGAAUCGGCAAAUGAAAUGAUUGGAGUGGGAGGAACAUAUGGUAAUCUUGCACCCCCUGGAAUAUUUUUACAGCCUCUUCCCGGUAGAACACCUCUAUACAAAGUCGGUGCAGGUGCUCCUACCAAUACAGGUCCUCCAGUUCCUUCAAAAAGGGCUAGAAGUCCAUCGCCUCCUGCUUCUCAAGGACCUGGAUACCAUCCUUAUAGUUAUAAAUCAUCACCAGGAUUUCAACAUAAACCUGAAGAUGGAAGAAGAGGGCAUGAAUAUGUUCGUGCCGUUUUAUGGAAUAAAGGCACAGCUGCAACUUAUGGAGGAGUUUAUGGAGUUGCACCCACUCAAUCUGUUUAUUCAUAUUCUGCAGCACCUACUCCUUAUGAACAAGUAUACUUACCCAGGCAGUCUUAUGAUAGUAAACCAGAGAGUGAUAAAAUUUAUCUGAGAGGUCCAACUGCACCAUUAUCAAUUCCUGUUCAUCCUCCUCAACCUGGAAAACCAGGUGGAAUAACUACAGGGUUUCCAGUUAGAGCACCUCAUCAGUCUCAUAGCGUUUAUUUGGGUCAGGGAAGUGGUAAUAAUAGCAGAUUAAUGUAUGGUGGUACCCCUGCAGGAAAUCCGGGAAAUCGUUAUGCUGGUUCUGGAACCAUGUAA